Cuscuta campestris is the source of this 2592-nucleotide messenger RNA. The record is from the annotation of a GenBank genome assembly. Lineage: Eukaryota; Viridiplantae; Streptophyta; Magnoliopsida; Solanales; Convolvulaceae.
GAGUCGCAAUACUUUAGAUUCAGCUUUGAUUAUUAUUUUUCCCAUUUCGAGAAAUGUAGAAGGAAGGAAGGUCAAUUUGAAUCUGGGGUUUGAAGUUGUUUUGGCAACAAUGGGGUGUGCGACUUCAAAACAAACACUUUGUGCCAAAUGCAACGCCCCCUGCUCUCCCGUCCGCCGGAGGAACUCAACCCACGGCGGGGAGUUCCACCACGCCGUUGCCCUCACAUCCUCCACCAUUGGAUCUCUCAAGCUCGACUCCCCGAACCCGAAUCAGGUUCGUCUGAUCAACCGCAGCGGCUGCGAUGACAAGGGCUUAGGAUUGGUGGAGUCGAAAGCGUGGUCGGAGAUGAUCAACCAAAAAAUUGAGAGGGUUGUUCCCAAGACGCCUAUCCGGACUCCUCCGGGCGAGCCCGAGACGAUCAAUGCUUGGGAACUGAUGGAGGGCCUCGAAGGCGGAGGCGUUAUCAGCCCUAACCCUUCCUUUGUCCGAAGCUUCUCCUUUGAUCUUUCUCCUAAUUUGUGUUCGUUCCAUUGCGAUGAUCGGCCCACACCCAAAGGAACAUCAUCGGAGACAAGUAAUGAAUGGAAAGAGUUCACUCUCAAGGACAAAGAAACACCAUCGGAGACAAGUAGUGAAUGGAAAGAAUUGACUCACAAGGAUAAAGAAACAUCACAGGAGGCGAAUAAUGAGGAGCCGAUGAAGAAGAGAGUCGUGGUCUACUUCACGAGCCUGAGGGGGGUGAGAAAGACGUACGAAGAUUGUUGCAAUGUCAGGGCAAUUUUGAAGGGGCUCGGGGUGAAGAGCGACGAAAGGGAUUUGUCUAUGGAUUCCGGGUUCAAAGAGGAGUUGAAAGAGCUUCUGGGGGAUGGCUACAUUAGAAGUGGUUGCUUGCCAAGCGUGUUUGUGGGGAGAAAGUGCCUCGGCGGGGCUGAAGAGAUAAGGCGAAUGCACGAGAACGGGCAGCUUGAGAUGGCCAUACAAGGGUGUGAAAGGGUUGUCGUUGAUGGCUACUCCUAUGUUCUCAAGCAGACUCAACCCUUUCAGGUAGAUCUCAAAUUUUUUCAAUCAGAUGAGAUAGGUGGUCAGAGAGUAGCAAAAUUUACAAAGGAUGAUAUAAUUGAAGACUGUGGGAUCUGGGACCAAGCUGUAGUAUGUUGUGUUCUUGGGGCUAACCCCCCUUUAGAGGUCUUUAAAGGUUUUGUUACUCAGAUCUGGAAAGGUUAUAAUAUUGUUGAUGUAUCAUUUGCAAAGGAGGGUGAGUUCAAUGUCUAUUUCAAAACUGUGGAAGAGAGGAAUGAGAUAAGUAAACGAAAGUAUUACUUCUUCGAUAACAAACCUAUGCUGGUUCAGAAUUGGGUCUUUGGUAAAGUAGUUGAUACCACAAAACUGAGUGAUAUACCAAUUUGGAUCCAAUUCCCUAACCUCCAAAUGAAGUAUAGGAGUUUAAUAGGAAAACCCAUUAAAAGAGAUAAAGCCACAACCACUAAAACUAAAUGGAACUUUGCUAGAAUCGAAGUUGAAGUCCAAGUCCAACAGGUUUUUCCUGAUAAAAUACAAUUUGUGGAUGAGGAUGAAAGGGUUAUUUCUCAAGAAGUCACAUAUGAAUGGAAACCUAUAAUGGAAGGUUGUGUUCUGGGAACACUCUCAACAUUGUUCUCUGGGAAGGGCGGGCCAUUCUUGGAACUUGUUGAGAAUUUCUUAAAAAUUGGCAUUACCACUCAAGGAAUUGCAAAGAAGGAAGUGUCCUUGGAUCUGCAACAAUCUUCAUCAAUCAGGUUGUGCAAAUCCAAGAGGAGGAAGAAGAUAAGAAUGGAGAAUGGGGAUGGAAAUGAGAACCCUUUACAGAAGCCACCCAAGAGUCACCUUCAUGAAGGCACAACAAUACCUUCUUCUUCUUCUUCUUCUUCUUCCUCGUCGUCAUCAUCUUCUUCUUCUUCGUGUUUUGAAGAUCAAACAAUCAAUCCAGAACAAUCUGAGCACUCACCUAGCCAUGCCGAAUCGUUAUCUUGUCAAGACAUUACAACCCACACGCCUCGAUGGAGCAUGAUGAGUGGUUCUCCUAGUGAUAGCGCUUGCGCAUCUUCAUCCCCCGAGAACCAAUCACAUCAAACCACCCAACUCACAGGAUAUGAUCCUAGUCGCAUUCCUCUCACGGUUUUUGACACCAAGCCUACAGAUGCAGCAGUGGACUGGAGUGUCGCGUCUACGGAGUCAUUGUUCAGCGUUCACAUGGGUAAUAAUAGCUUUUCCAGAGACAAUGCACUAUUGCAGAUGAACAAUACAUCUGAAGAUGGGACUGCGGCGUUUCCUUCUGAAGCCACUAAGCAACAUAAUGAGCGCAAGAGCUUCUCCUCUGCACUUCCCCCUGUUAUGGAAGGGGCAUUACUGGAUAAUGAGGAGAAGAUUGAGCAUACAUCUGAGGCAUUGCAAGUGCAACAAGGACCCAGUGUAAUUAAAACUCCAAAACCAGUGGACCAGAAGCAAAAGUCCCAAGAUGUUAGGAUAUGUUUUAGGGUUUGAUAGUUUUCCUAUUCUUGUUAUAGUAGGAAUAGAAUUAUGAAUUAUGGUAGGAAUAGAACUUUACUUAUUUG